Molecule: messenger RNA, 879 nt
Organism: Lathyrus sativus (Indian pea)
Lineage: Eukaryota; Viridiplantae; Streptophyta; Magnoliopsida; Fabales; Fabaceae
Source: the annotation of a GenBank genome assembly
AUGUGGCGACCGUGGGGAAAAUCAACGGCUCGGAUUCACAUCUCUUCAUCAUCAUCAUCAUCAUCAUUACCCUCAUCACCAUUCUCUUGUUCUUCCUUCAAAGACAUUCAAACCCUUUGCCUCGACGAACCUCCUCAACAAUCCUUACCUGCACCAACCCCAAAAUACCCUAUUUUCCAACGAGUCCGACUCGCCAACUCGCUCCUCCGAGCCUGGUCAAAUCACCUCCAACAACAACCCCACAGAUUACCCAGAACCCGCUCUCAUCCCGAACCCGACUCCGAACCAAAACCAGAACCAGAUCAAGAACCAGAACAAGAGCCAUCACGCAAUGAACCCACCCACGCGCCACCGCUACUCUCUCCACCUCCAUCACUCCCUCCACCGAUUUACUUCCCGGGAACAGAAGAGCGCGUGGUCAUAUACUUCACCAGCCUGCGCGUGGUGCGACCCAUCUUCGAAGACUGCAAAAGCGCACUCGCGAUCCUUCGUUCCUUCCGCGUUCACCUCGACGAACGUGACGUAUCUAUGGAUUCCUCCUUUUUGACCGAACUGAACCGGUUAAUGGGUCGAACCGGUUUAAAACUGCCACGUGUAUUCAUCAACGGAAAAUACGUUGGUGGUGGCGAAGAGAUUAGAACAAUGCUCGAGAUUGGCGAGCUCAAGAAGUUACUCGAAGACUUGCCCGUAGUGGAUCCAACCGAAUGCCACGUGUGCGCGGGUCACAGGUUCGUUCUGUGCAACGUGUGUAACGGUAGCAAGAAGGUGUAUACAGAUAAAGCUGGGUUUAAGAUUUGUAUUGUUUGCAAUGAGAAUGGGCUUCUUAGGUGCCCAUCUUGUUUUUCUUUUGAUUUAAUUAACAAUGAAAAAAUUGAAUGA